Messenger RNA from Trifolium pratense (red clover), 745 nucleotides. RefSeq names its product B3 domain-containing protein At2g33720-like. NCBI's taxonomy places the organism in Eukaryota, Viridiplantae, Streptophyta, Magnoliopsida, Fabales, Fabaceae. Gene Ontology annotation, molecular function: DNA binding. The record is from RefSeq and is a predicted model, not a curated record. The transcript has a single exon. Bases 164 to 745 code for a protein of 193 amino acids.
AUAAAUCAUAUCUAAUAGUAAGAUUUGAGAUUAAAAAAGAUUAUAACAAACUUAUUGAAUAUUUAGCUGCCUAUAAAAGAUUAAGUUGGGGUUUGAGUUUUACAAUUGCACACGGUUGUUUCCAAACACAAGAAAAACAAAGUACCCACCAAACCAAUUCACCAUGGCUUACAGCAACAACAAUGUUUGUGAUCAUUUAUCACUAGGUUUGUGCCCUUGUACAACAACAACAACUAUUGAGACAAAAUUCUUGAAUUCUUCCAACAAAAAGAGGAAACUUAAGCAACAAGCAACUGAUGAUAGAGCAACAAAGAAGAAAACAAAGAAGAAGAAGAGAUGCAAUGAUGAUAUAGGGAGAAAUUGGGGUUACUCAACUAAGUUGAUGCUAUAUGAUGAUCCUUGGAAGGUUAAAAAAGUGUUGGAAAAGAGUGAUGUUGACCAUUCGAGUAGACUAUUGCUCGAUAAAAAUUUGGUUGAGGAUUUGAUGUUGCCUGUGCUGAGUGUUAAUGCUGCGAAAGAAAUUCAAAUGAAAAUAUGGGAUAUUGACACUAAAUCUAUGCACUCUCUCAAACUCAAGAGAUGGGGUUCAGGAAGCUAUGUUUUAAUUGACGGAUGGGUCAGAGAUUUUGUAGCUAGGAGGGGCUUACAGAAAGGGGAUGAGAUUGGUCUUCAUUGGGAUCGAUACAACCGACAUUUUAAUUUCACUGUUUUUCAAAUCUUCAAGCCAAUCAAGAUAGACAAAUAG